This is a messenger RNA of Myzus persicae (green peach aphid), 1931 nucleotides long. RefSeq names its product glycoprotein 3-alpha-L-fucosyltransferase A-like. Bases 270 to 1655 code for a protein of 461 amino acids. Lineage: Eukaryota; Metazoa; Arthropoda; Insecta; Hemiptera; Aphididae. Gene Ontology annotation, molecular function: alpha-(1->3)-fucosyltransferase activity. The transcript is spliced from 5 exons. The record is from RefSeq and is a predicted model, not a curated record. Gene Ontology annotation, cellular component: membrane.
CAGUAGUUAUAAAACAUUAUGUAGGUAAUAUUUAUUCAACAUUAAAAAAUAACCAUUUUCUAUGGAUUUUUAAGGAUCUAAAAAUCGAUUUAUUUAUAUCCAAAAUAUAAAUAUUUUUAAAAGUUAUUAAUUCCGAAUACAUUAUAUUGAUUGUAGAAAUAAAAGGAUUAGAUGUUUUUGUUCGUUAAUACAAAUACAUGAUGACGUUCAUUUCGAUGGUUUGAGUAUGAUAAUUUAUCAUAGAAAAGAGAAGGUUAGGCACAACAAACAUGAAGGACCGGAGAAUACAUCAAUUAUUGAAUGGGUUGCUGAUCCUUAUGUUGUUUAUAAUUGUUAUUUACAGUAUAUUUACAGCAUAUUGUCCAGUUAAGAAUGGAUAUUAUUCAAAAAAAUCAUUCAAAUAUGAAAAGAAAAUUAAAACCCAAACAAAUGAUGAUGAACAGAUUGUGGAAACUUUUAAGUCACCAAUUCUAAGCAAAAACCCCAAUCGUAUAAUAAAACGGAACAUGUUUGCGAAUUUACCGUGGUAUUUCAAAGAUGGGGCUCUAGUGCCUAAUAAAGCGGAUGUGGACCCUACGACUGGAGUUAGAAUUCCAAGGUUAUGGCCUGAAGAAAAAAAAGGCAGCGACCGUGUAGAAGAACAACUAAUGUUUAUACCACCCAAUUAUCAAUAUGAAAAUGCGCCUAUGAAAAAUAUUUUACUAUACAACGGUGUAAGUAAUUGGAUGGUAGAUACGGGACAAAGUGAAUUUCUUUCAAAUGAUUGUCCAGUAAAUAGAUGCACAAUUUCAACUAAAACGAAAUUAAUUUAUUCGAUGGAUGCAGUUUUAUUUAGAGAGGAAUUCAAUGACCCUUUAUCCGAAAUCGGUCGUAUAAAGAAUAGUAAACAAAUAUGGAUUUUAUUCUUCAUCCAGUCAGCACAUUACUCGGGAUUUGACAUAGGAAAUGUUAAUAUGAUUAACUGGACAGCCACAUAUCGACACGACAGUGAUAUUGUCAUACCAUACGGACGAUGGGCAUAUUUCGAUCCUUCAGUGACUCGAGUUGAACAGUUAAAUAAGAAUUAUUCUCUAAACAAAACGAAACAAGUGGCAAUGAUAGUUUCUAAUUGUGAUACUGACAACAAAAGAUUAUUAUAUGCCAAAGAAUUGGGAAAAUAUAUAUCUGUUGAUAUAUAUGGUCAAUGUGAUGGAUUGAAAAUGAUCAAAUCUGAUAACUUUUUAGAAAUAUUGGACCAGGAUUAUAAAUUCUAUUUGGCUUUCGAGAAUUCAAACUGUAUCGAUUAUGUUACAGAAAAGUUUUUCAUAGAUGGACUUCAGUACAACGUUCUGCCGGUUGUGAUGGGCGGACGCCGCUCUGACUACGAGCGGAUGGCACCUAGGCGAUCGUACUUGCACGUGGACGACUACGAGUCGCCCGAACGGCUGGCCAGAUACCUGAGGUGGUUGGACGCCAACGACGAUCUUUACAAUGAGUACUUCCGGUGGAAGGGCACUGGCGAGUUUAUCGACACAAAGUUCUUCUGUCGACUAUGCGCGAUGUUGCACGACGACGACGCGCCGGCCAAGCACUACCGGAACUUGGAACGCUGGUGGCGACCACCGGACGUGUGUGAUCAUUCGACGAAGUGGCUUAAGCCACCGCAUGUCAAAUAACGAAUAUUCGAGGGGGGGGGUGAAGAUUAGCAGCCGCGUUCGCAGCCAGAAAGGUUUUCGCGGUCACCUCCUCACCAGUAACAAAGCCAUUUUCACCGAGAACGAGUUCUGCAGAAGAUACAGUCAUGACGUGCAGGCGCAUACCCAUAGACGCAACUAUAGAAUCUAUUUUUUUUUUGUAGGGGGAAUUUGAGUGUUGAAAAUUCUCCUAAACACUUCUCCUAUAAGCUGGUAUAUUUGAAAAUUUCUUGUAAUAAAUGUAAAUUGAUAUCAGCA